Molecule: messenger RNA, 1117 nt
Organism: Diachasmimorpha longicaudata
Lineage: Eukaryota; Metazoa; Arthropoda; Insecta; Hymenoptera; Braconidae
Product: arylsulfatase B-like
Exons: 4
Coding region: 1-717 (238 amino acids)
Source: RefSeq, a predicted model, not a curated record
AUGACCCAAUGCUUGAAUAUUCAUGUUCCACUAAUUACACCACAGCUUAUUAUCGUGGAAACUUACUCCUUAAUUAAUGAUACCUAUCGAUUCUUAAAUGAUAUAUCGGGCUCUAAUCAGAUCCCGCCUCCGAAUAUCGAUGCACUUUCUUACAAUGGUGUUAUCCUGAAUAAUCAUUAUGCUGGUGCAGUAUGCACACCGAGCCGAGCAGCAUUAUUAACGGGAAAAUAUCCUAUUAAUCUUGGGAUGCAGCACUUGGCACUCGAGGCAACCGAACCGAGAGGACUUCCAUUAACUGAAAAAUUACUGCCUCAAUACCUGAAAGAAGGAGGAUAUGCAACCCAUAUCGUUGGGAAAUGGCAUUUGGGUUUCUACAAAAAAGAAUACACCCCGACGUUCAGAGGCUUCGAUUCUCACUUCGGAUACUGGAGUGGACAUCAGGAUUACUAUAAUCACGAGUUUGAGUCAUCGGAUAAUUAUCGUGGUUACGAUAUGAGAAGAAAUAUGUCAGUUUCAUACGAAACUAAAAAUCGCUAUUUCACAGAUCUUUACACAGAGGAAACCAUUCGAUUAAUUGACAAUCACAACAAAUCCACCCCCAUGUUCAUAUACCUCGCACAUGCUGCAGUUUACAGUGGAAAUUCAGAGAACCUCUUGCAAGCACCUGACGAGGAAGUAGCGAAAUUCUCGUACAUCAGUGGCCCGGAAAGACGAUAAUACGCAGGUAAUUAUAUUAUUCUAUAAAUCCAGAAAUGAUGACAAAACGAGCAGAGCAAUAAUCAUCUCUAAUUCAUCACCAGCAGACAACUUUCCCGCUGUCCUUUGUCGAGAAAUCGAUGUUUCUUCUCUUAAGGGGGGAUCCUGCUUUAGAGGCUUCAAAAAAUCGAUUUUUUUUUGCGUAAAUCACUUCCUAAACUAUCCAAGAAUAUGUCUCCAAAAUUUCAGAACAAAAUUCGGAUUAUUUCCGGAGAUACAGACGGAAUAGUGAGCAAGCGUCGAGCAGGUUACGAGCAUCACGAAAACUUUGACACGCGAUUUCUCGGAUUUACAUUUUUAUGAUUUUUUCAAAUUGGCGGGCAAGAUAGGAAAAAAAGUAAACGUCCUAUCCAAAUGAAUC